UUGAAGUAAUAGAACUGAAAGUUAAAGGGAAAUGAAUUGUUUUCUUGCUAUUUUCAGUUGCAGUUUUCACUGAUUCUCAUGAUGUAAAUACCUUUGCUCCAUUUCAAUUAUGUAAAGAUUAUUAAGUGUACCGUUAGGUGUCUCAUAUAGAAGAUGUAGGGCUAAAAUAUCAAAUAAAAGUUGAUAAGUUGAGCAUGAUUGCACUGGCCCAUGGGAAAAAGAAUUAUAACAAAGGGCGGAGAGUAUGAUGGUCAUGACUCAUGUCUGGUAGUUUACCUUCAGAAGUGGUUGAUUUUUAUAUCAUGAACUAAUUUAAACAUGUGUACGUAAUAUUGUAACAUGUUUCACUCUGGUUCUAAGUCAAUCUAUACUUGACUUGCAGUUGGCUGGGGAUGCUUCCUGGAACAUGGGCUUAUGUGAGCGCUGGUGCAUUUGGGCGAGCCAUAAUUCAAGAAGAAUCUGAGCUUGGUUUACCUGGAGGAAAUGGUCAGCUACUGACACUAGGGUUUGGACUGUUAGCCACAGCAUUGGCUGCUGCUUAUGUUACACGAUUAGCGAAGGAUGCUGUAAAAGAUAUCGAUUAGCCUAUUCGGAUUAGGAGAAGUGUCUCAGUCUGCCCAUGAAUUCUACACAAGAUAUUUCAAACUUUAAAAAAGAUCCAAAAAAUAAAAAAAAGAGAGGGAAAAAAAAUAUUUCACUUCCUGUAAUUAUUUAACUUUUUGGCAAAAUUGAAUAGGAAAUGUUUUGAUUUUUGUUCUUAUUAUUAAUCUUAAAUUGUAUAAUUAAUCCGUGAUAAUAAUAUGCUAGUCACUGUUCCGGGCUUGAUUAGCUUUUGUUGGUAUCACCAUCUCCACGUGUCUUAUGCUGAGCAUUGACAAGUGCCUCCUCCGUUGUCCAAAUUACACUUUAAAUAACAUGCAAUAAUUAUUAUUAUUUUUUAUAUUUUUUUUCUCCCAAAUUUAUUUUUCUAUUUUGGUGCUAAGACUUUCAUUCAGCCAGCUGGUCAAACGAAAUAGCUCAAACUCUUUCCACGACCUCACCUUUGCAUGCAAAUCUCAUCCUUUCUUGCGCCAUCUGUCGUGGCUUAAAGCAAAAAACAAAUGCUAUGAAAUCAGUCUGCUAGUGGUUCUUUGUCACCGAUUAACACCAAACGAAAGGAAACCGUUCUCCAUCAAAACUUCAAAAAUGGCGACAACUCACGCACGAGUCCCCGGCCAGCCAACCCCGACGGGCAUGGCCAUCCUCGAGACCGCAACAGCCACAGUCCAGAGCUUCAGCCCCAUCAACAGCAUCCACCAGCACCUCUGCGCCUUCCACUUGUACUCUCACGACAUGACCCGUCAACUGGAAGCCCACCACUUCUGCGCCCACCAGAACAAAGAGAUGCGCCAGUGCCUCAUCUACGACAGCCCCAAGGCCGAUGCAAAACUCAUCGGCCUCGAGUACAUCAUCUCAGAGCUCCUCUUCCUCACCCUCCCCGACAACGAGAAGCCGCUUUGGCACUCGCAUGAGUACGAGGUGAAGAGCGGCGUUCUCUUCCUGCCGGGUCUACCGGGCCCCAUCCAGAGGCAGGACCUGGACAAGGUGUGCAAGACGUACGGGAAGACGAUUCAUUUUUGGCAAGUGGAUAGGGGGGAUGAGUUGCCACUUGGGAUUCCGCAGGUUAUGUUGGCGUUGACCAGGGACGGUCAACUGCGGCCGGAGCUUGCGAUAGAUGUUCAGAUGAGGUACGGGGUGAGCUUCGAUGAGGAGAGAGAGAAGCGAGCUUACAUGGAGGGGCCGAAGCUUGGGGUGCAUCCUUUGGCUAAUGGAGGAGGGAAAGGGUUGAAGACUGAGCUCAGGGAGACCGACUGCAUGCCUGUAGAUUCUGUUCCCAGGGUCUUUGUUUGAGUCCACUGUAUAUAUAUGUAUGUAAAAUAAAGCUUCUAUAUGUUUUUUCAGUGUAAUUUUCUGCUUCUGUAGGCUGUAUAUAUAGGCACUUACAAAACUUUUCCAUUUUUUGUAGUUUUUAAUUUUUUUUUU
Messenger RNA from Prunus dulcis (almond), 2022 nucleotides. RefSeq names its product oil body-associated protein 1A-like. Bases 1186 to 1890 code for a protein of 234 amino acids. The transcript has 3 exons. The record is from RefSeq and is a predicted model, not a curated record. Lineage: Eukaryota; Viridiplantae; Streptophyta; Magnoliopsida; Rosales; Rosaceae.